GAGGAAAACCUAUUAUGGGUAGUUGCACCACGUAUUGAGACAGUAUCAAGAAAGCUAAAUUCUUUAUUAUGGCUUUCUCCAGCACAAAAGUCCCUUUAUGAGCAGUUUCAUGAUGUGGUAAUUAUGGAUACAACUGCAAAUAUGAACCAAUUUCAGAUGAUGCUUUUUAUUGUUGCCAUAAUAGAUAAUAAUUUUAGAACAAGGAUUGUAGCUAGUUGCAUCAUUGAAAAUGAAACAUUGGAUACUUUUAAGUGGAUUUAUGAAAAACUGCUUGAGGAAACUAGUGUCAUUCUUACGGUAAUAUUUACCAAUACUGAUUAUCCAACUGUAACAAAGUAUUUAACUGAUACACUUUACUGUACUAAAGAGUCAUGGGCAGUUCCAUGGAUCUACGAACAAUUUACUGGAAGGAUACAAAGCAUGCAGAGAGUCGAAUUUAUUAAUAUGCAUAUACACAAAAAAGUUGAUCAUGCGACCUCACUGUAUAAUUUAUUAAUUAAUCUUAAAAAUUAUGAAAGUCAAGAAGAACAUUUGAUAAAAUUUGAGAUUCAGCACAAUAUGCUUCCAUUUGUUGGUUUACCAAUGUUAAAUAGCUGUUUUUUCAGUCAAGUUGACGAUAUAUUAAAGAAAUUUCUUACACUGAUUAUGCUUG
Molecule: messenger RNA, 652 nt
Organism: Cetraspora pellucida
Lineage: Eukaryota; Fungi; Glomeromycota; Glomeromycetes; Diversisporales; Gigasporaceae
Source: the annotation of a GenBank genome assembly